Messenger RNA from Candoia aspera, 2007 nucleotides. RefSeq names its product capping actin protein of muscle Z-line subunit alpha 2 (gene CAPZA2). The transcript has 11 exons. NCBI's taxonomy places the organism in Eukaryota, Metazoa, Chordata, Lepidosauria, Squamata, Candoiidae. Gene Ontology annotation, biological process: actin cytoskeleton organization; barbed-end actin filament capping. The record is from RefSeq and is a predicted model, not a curated record. Gene Ontology annotation, cellular component: actin cortical patch; F-actin capping protein complex. Gene Ontology annotation, molecular function: actin filament binding. The coding region runs from base 118 to 978 and encodes 286 amino acids.
GAGACCGGUGGCUGGGCCUUGGCUGCUGCUGCUGCUGCUCUUCCUCCUCCAGUUAACGAUUCGCCAGGCUCCGGGGCUUCCUUUUUUUUCCUCGUGGGCCAACCGGAGAGCACCUAGAUGGCAGACCUGGAGGACCAGCUCUCCGGUGAGGAGAAGGUGCGCGUAGCGGCAAAAUUCAUCAUCCAUGCUCCACCAGGAGAAUUCAAUGAGGUCUUUAACGAUGUUCGAUUGCUACUUAAUAAUGAUAAUCUUCUCAGGGAAGGAGCAGCGCAUGCAUUUGCCCAGUAUAAUUUGGACCAGUUUACUCCAGUUAAAAUAGAAGGCUAUGAUGAACAGGUUUUAAUAACAGAGCAUGGUGAUUUGGGCAAUGGAAAAUUUUUGGAUCCAAAAAACAAGAUUGCUUUUAAAUUUGAUCAUUUACGAAAGGAGGCUACAGAUCCAAAGCCUCAUGAUGUUGAAAAUGCAAUUGAGUCAUGGCGAAACUCCAUAGAAACAGCAAUGAGAGCAUAUGUGAAGGAACACUAUCCAAAUGGUGUCUGCACAGUAUAUGCAAAAACUAUUGACGGACAUCAAACAAUUAUUGUAUGCAUCGAAAGUCAUCAGUUUCAAGCAAAAAACUUUUGGAAUGGUCGUUGGCGAUCAGAAUGGAAAUUUACAAUAACCCCUUCAACCACCCAGGUAGCUGGUAUCUUAAAAAUUCAGGUUCAUUAUUAUGAAGAUGGAAAUGUUCAGCUAGUGAGUCAUAAAGACAUACAAGAUUCUCUAACAUUGACUAAUGAAGCCCAAACAGCAAAGGAAUUUGUAAAGAUUGUAGAGGCUGCAGAAAAUGAAUACCAGACCGCUAUCAGUGAAAAUUAUCAAACAAUGUCGGACACUACUUUCAAGGCCUUGCGCCGACAACUGCCAGUUACUCGCACAAAGAUUGACUGGAACAAAAUACUGAGCUACAAGAUUGGAAAGGAAAUGCAGAAUGCUUAAAAUGAAGUUUUAUUUGAACUAUCAGAAGACUAUCGGAAAAUCAGCUGCUUUUCCAGAGGCUGCCACAUCUAUAUCUUUUCAGAAUAUCAAUUCCUUUUUUCCAGCUCAUUUUUAUAUUGCAUAUAAGUCUAUUUGGACUACUUAGGAAGCAGAAGUAAGAUAUUUCAAUAAUAAGAUUUUCUGGGCACCCUCUUCAUGAUCUAUUUGUUCCAGGCACAUUCCAUUAUGAGAAGGUCACAAAGUGUAGUUUUCUUCCCAUACCACAUUAGGUACCAGGUGCAAAAAAUAACAAGGAAUUAGAUUUAAAGUUAUGAUUCCUAUUAAGCUGUACUUUCUAAAUAUCACAUAAUGUCCCUUGAAAGCUGAUAUAAAUAUAUUGUAUAGUUUUGCAGUAUGGUAAAAUGAAACAAGGUCAGAAUAAAAAUCGUUAAGCCUUGGUAGAAGAUGGCUCUUACAUUAGGUUCAAGAAGUCUACCUUUGUUAACAAAAUAUUGAGCAUACAUGUAAGACUUCAUUAGAUCUGGUUACAUUCUUUGAUGAUACCAUAUCCACUCACACCAGUAUACCUAGUAGAUCCCAAAUUUAGAUUGGAAAGCUACAGAUACUGUGAGAGGAAUCUUAGUUCUUCAGUGUGAAUAUCAAUAAUAUAACCAGAGGAAACCGGUACUUCCAUUAGGAAAAUCCUUAAAUUUCUGCAUUAAAUAGCUCUGUGAAAUCUCUGAAGUAAGCUAAAAGGAGGAAGUUGUAUAUGGAAGAUUUUUAAGUGGUGCAUGGUAUUUUUUUUGUACAAUUCUAUUUUACAAAAUAGUAUUUCAGUUAUCAUUAGAAUUGUAAUAAAUGAAAUUUCCUAAAAUAUAAAAUAUCAUAAAUUAUCCUAUUGUAUUAUCUUUUAAAAUAUUUUGUUAACAUUUAAAAUAUUCAAGUUUCAAAAAGUAGAAUGCUGUUUGAUGUAUCUAUCCUGAGUAUACAAAAAAAAUCCAAACAACUUGCGCAGAACUACUGUCCAAUAAAUUUACAGUUUAUUUGCCA